Messenger RNA from Pelagomonas calceolata, 2070 nucleotides. The record is from the annotation of a GenBank genome assembly. Lineage: Eukaryota; Pelagophyceae; Pelagomonadales; Pelagomonadaceae.
GGGUAAGGCACUAGCAAAGCGCCUCGGGCACCAUUUUGGCUCGAAGCUCAGCUCCGCUGGAAGAGUUACACAGUGAAAACUUUAGCAAACUACCAACACUCAACGCCUGCAGCGAAAAAUCCAGCCCGCGCGGCUCAGCAGACGCGCUACAGACGCAAAACCAAAACAGCCCCCCGUCGGCGCGACUGGACGCGGCGCCGCGGAACACGCGCGUGAGCACGCCGUCGACGCUAGGAAAAAAAAAUGAACGACCCCGCCAAACUCUUAUUAGGAGAAAGCCCGCCCGCGCCGACGCCCGCGCGGCUAUUAACGAGGCAGCCGGGCGCCCUCGGAUCGUGGGGCCACUUGUUACCAUUAUCAGAAAGGCAGCUCGCGUCGGCCACAUUGAGAUGUUUGAGGAAUGCGAUGCCCCAUUCCGUGAUUAUUCGAGUGUUGCAGCAUGCGAUUAUUGAUGAAGAGCCCCUCGAGACGACUCUAGCACUUGUAGAUCGAGCUAUUCGCAACGAGGUACCCGUCCAGGAGAAGGGCCCUCCCACUGGAGCUAGACCAUGUCAAAGCAGGUGGUGGAACCAGUACCGGCGGGCCGUCGUCGACUCGCUGCACGGUCUCGCGGAGCGGUGCGAAUUGCAGUUAGUCGUAGCUCAUCACGUCUGAUUGCGGCGUCCCGUGGCCUUUCUGAGAUCAUACGCCAUCGACGCGACUCGCCUCCGUCAGACGAGGCCGUGAGUGGUCUCAUGAUUUUGAGCGCAUUUCGGGCGAGAUCGCGACUCGAUACAUAUCACACACAGGCGGCGAAGCUCGUGGACCUGAUCUGGCUGCUGCCGCACGCUUCUUCAGACGAAAAGGCCUGGACGGCCAAAACCCUAAGAAGUAGAGCGGCCUAUCUGUGUGUUGGAGCUCUCAGAGUGGCGGCGGACGCUCACAACGUACAAGAGCCCUCUUCAGCACUACUAGAGAAGGCCGUGCCGGACUUAUUUGCGCAGCAGUGCCGCCAGAGUGAUGCGAGGGAGUGUGAAUUAUACGUCAGGCAACAUAUAGGGUGGAGAAUACUAGCCCCAACACCCUUACAUUUCUUACGGAUAUACGUCAGUAAAAGACCCCUGUAUCCCGAAAGUACAGACGUGCUGGCGGACCACCACCGGAACCAGCCGGUCAAUGAUGAGGUACGAGUGGAACGAUUGUUUUUGUAUGUGCAAAAAUGGUGUUGCUUCUUUUGUAGCAUGUGUUUGCAACAUAGAGAGUUCUCUGGGGAUAAAGUACCUUCCGCCAAAUUGGCUGCUGCGGUGUUGUUAGUUGCUCGUCGCAAUCUCAAGCUGACGCCGGCUUGGCGUCCGGAGCUCGAGGCCAUGACGUCUUUUACACUAGCAGAAGUCGCGCCGGUCGCCGAUCGGAUAUUUGAGGUCUACGAGGAUGAAUUCCGGGAGUUCCAGCGCGAGCACGAAGCUCGAGCGCAGGCGGGCGCCCAGGCCCAGGCGGAUGAUGAGGAGGACGAUGGCAUAGAUAUAGCGGCAGUCUCGGCUGCCGCUGAUGCCGCGAUCGCGGCGGAGACAGAUGAUGCCGCGGUGGCUGCCAUCCGGAGCGCCUUCGACGACGUCGACGAGCAACGAGCUGCCGCGCGUGUGGCGAUCGACGAUCUCGCCAGCCGCGGCAACCUCGGCGCCGGCAUGGAACAUACGAUAGGGAGUAUUGCGCUCAUCGACCGCCUCGCGGCCGAAUUUGGCGUCGAGGACGUGCCAGACUUGCGGGCCGAGGAGGAAAGGCUUAUGGCCGAAGCCCGGCGGUUCGGGGAGAUCGUGAGGGCAGAUCCGGCCAUGCUGGCCCGGUUCCGGGCCGCCCGGGCCGUCCACGCUCCGACAGACGACGACGCCGUGGCCAUCAUUCGAAGCGUGACCACUGGAGAGGACGCCGUGGAGGAGCACCAGGCGGCGGCCCGCGCGGCGAUCGAAUUGAUCAGGGCGCGCGGCGUCAACGGCAUCCCGCUCCACGCGGACAACGCGCGCAUCGACCGGCUCGUGGCCGAGUUCGGCGUCGAGCGCCCCCAGAUCUAAUCAUGUUACUACUUAUCCACCG